AUGGGAGAUCGUUUUUUUAUUGCUGGUCAAUGGCUAAAUUCACUCUCUUUCAUGUUCAAUCAAUUAAUGAAAGCUUAUAGAUCUUGUGGCUGCCAAUUUGGCAAAGAUCGCUAUCACUGCGGUCAACAAUGGCAUCCUAACCUCCAACCUUAUGGAAUUUCAUACUGUAUUCUUUGUACAUGCAAAUCGAAUGGAGCAGUGGAAUGUGUCGAUCUGAAAAACAAAUGCGAAAAGCCAACAUGCCAAAAUCCUUCAGUCUUACCAGGCCGUUGCUGCCCACAAUGUCCAGAUGACCCAGAGGUCAUGGCUGCUACAUCAUCUCCACCUGCCAGCUACCAACAACCCACUUGCCAUUUCUUAGGCAAAGAUUAUAACAGUGGACAAUGUUGGCUUUCUACAGAUAAAAGAAAAUUGCCUACAGCUACUCGUGAUCGUCAGUGUAUCGAAUGCAAUUGCAUCAGUGGUGGAGUUUUUUGUUCUCCUCGAAAAUGCCCAAUUUUAAAGUGCAAAAAUCAAAUUCAAAAUAAUAAUACCUGCUGUCCAGUGUGUAAAGAUGAAAGUUUUAAGACAGAAAUGAGUCCAUGUGCUAAUAUGGGCAACAGUUAUAUUAAAAACUCGCCUUGGCAUCCAUAUUUCCAGCCAUUUGGAUAUUCCCCAUGUUAUGAAUGUGUUUGCAACAAAGGUGAAGUUAAUUGUCGAAAAAUUCGGUGCUCAGAGCUCAACUGCAAUAGUCAGUCAUCAUUUUCAUCAGGUGGUUGCUGUUCAGUUUGCGAUAAAAGCUCUGUCACAACGUAUGAAGAAUCUCCAAAUUCAACUAUAGUACCUAGCAAUGAAACCUCAAAUUUGUUUCAAACUGCAAAACCGAGUUUGCAAAUGGCAACUACAGAUAAACCGAAAAAGAGUUGUAAAUUUGAUGGUCUAACGAAGAGACAUGGACAAACCUGGCAUCCAGUUCUACCUCCUCUUGGUCCAAUGAACUGUAUAGACUGCCACUGCCAAAAUGGUAAAGUGACGUGUAAUCCUGUAAUUUGCCCUACAAUAUAUCCAUGUGAUAACCCGAAAAUAAUAGAUGGUCAUUGCUGCAAGAUUUGCUCUGAAAUUAAAGACCCUCAGUCUACGACUACCACUGUUUCAACUACACCUAUAUCCACUAAAACACCACCAUCAGCGGUCAUUUAUCGCGUCUACAGAUAUAUUUCUUUUCCAUCCCAAUACAACUGUAAAGUUCAAUUAGCUAUCCAAAAUACUCAAACAGAAAUAUUUGAAAUUCAUUCAUGGAAAGGAAACGCAAGCUUCAGGAAAUUCAACUUAAAACUGUUAACUUUAGAUGAUUUCCAAUACGGCAACUUGUUAGAUUUAACAGGCCAAUUUAAAUACCUUGGUAUAACUACAAAAGAUAAAGUGACUGAAAUGGAAAAACUUGAAAAUCAAAUGAAAAUUAUCAGUUGUCCUUGUUACUGCAGUCACACCAUGGAAAGAUUAUUAACUACAUUAAUGAUUACAAAAAAGUACUAA
Molecule: messenger RNA, 1515 nt
Organism: Trichoplax adhaerens
Lineage: Eukaryota; Metazoa; Placozoa; Uniplacotomia; Trichoplacea; Trichoplacidae
Exons: 13
Coding region: 1-1515 (504 amino acids)
Molecular function (GO): protein binding
Source: RefSeq, a predicted model, not a curated record